Molecule: messenger RNA, 963 nt
Organism: Chenopodium quinoa (quinoa)
Lineage: Eukaryota; Viridiplantae; Streptophyta; Magnoliopsida; Caryophyllales; Amaranthaceae
Product: splicing factor SF3a60 homolog
Exons: 1
Coding region: 1-963 (320 amino acids)
Biological process (GO): mRNA splicing, via spliceosome
Cellular component (GO): spliceosomal complex; nucleus
Molecular function (GO): zinc ion binding; RNA binding
Source: RefSeq, a predicted model, not a curated record
AUGGAAGUCCGUAAAGUACGUGAGAUUAUUAGUAAGGUGUUUAAGGAGUUCGAUGACAUCUCGAACGAGGAGAUGCACGAGUACAAGCGCCUAAACCCGAGGGCGGCUUCGGAUUUUGUUCGAGAUGGUGAGCAGUACGAAAUUGAUACAUUUUCUGUUGUUGAUGAGUCAUUCUUGGAGCGAACGCAACCCGUGAAGUUCUUUGACAGGGUGUUCGAGGAACAAUGGAAGGGUAGUAGGGGUAAGAAGCGGUCUAGGAUGAUGACAAUCAACGAAGUUAAUGAGUGUAAUACAUCGGAGAGUUUGAUUGAGUUGGGACCUGUGAAUCUUAAAGAGGGUUUGGAUGUCUUGGGACUCAAUUCUGAGGGUACUGUCUUACAGAAAGCGGCGAGGCUGUUACUGAUCAAGAACACCCCUGAAGACAGGCUGAAUCGAAAGUACUUAAAGACGGGAAGAGAAGAUGUACAACAGUAUGAUUAUAAAGUCACAGGACUCGUCGAGGCUAAAGUGAAGAAGUUCUGUGGGAUUCUUGAAGAGACUAUUGAGCAAAUUCGACAAGAUGUUGAGAACAGGCUAAUGAUGACUGCUAAUGAAAUAACUUAUGACUGCGAGGCUGAUCAUUCGCUUGGCUUAAAGAUCGAUGGAGAAGAGGGUGUCGAAAAGGUUGUUGAUAACUUGGUGCUGGGUUGGAAUGGACUUGACCAAGAAUUCGAGUGUCAGAUAUGUGGGAAUUACACCUACAAGGGGCAGAUUGCUUUUGAGAGGCACUUCCGUGAAGAGCGUCAUGAACAUGGAAUGCAUUGCCUGGGAAUACCAAACUCUCAGAUCUUUUAUGAGAUUACUGAGAUUGAUGAGGCAGAGAAGUUGUGGGAGGAUAUUCGACCGAGACAGGAAAUGUUCCAAUGGUGUCCUGCAUCAGAUGAGGUUUAUGAAGAUGCAGGCAGUAACAUCCAUCUACACUAA